Molecule: messenger RNA, 1223 nt
Organism: Cryptococcus amylolentus CBS 6039
Lineage: Eukaryota; Fungi; Basidiomycota; Tremellomycetes; Tremellales; Cryptococcaceae
Exons: 8
Coding region: 83-1177 (364 amino acids)
Biological process (GO): protein geranylgeranylation
Cellular component (GO): CAAX-protein geranylgeranyltransferase complex
Molecular function (GO): CAAX-protein geranylgeranyltransferase activity
Source: RefSeq, a predicted model, not a curated record
GGACGCGCGGGAAAUUCCAUGUCGCGCACGAACCGGUCAUGGCGGCGGCGACCUUUGAGAUGGCGUCGAGCACCUUUGCAAGAUGUCUUCCAUGGACACAAUGGAGCCCCCCAGGCAGUCCACUUUUAAGAGGAAUGCUCACAUCAACUACUUUCGCCGAUGCCUGAUGGCGCUUCCAACGGCUGCUGAAGGCCAUGAUUCGAAUCGUAUCACGAUAGCCUACUUUUGCUUGUCUGCACUGGACCUGUUAGGCGCUCUGCAGGACAAGACGAGUGAAGAGCAGAGAAAUGGGUGGAUCGACUGGAUAUGGACACUUCAGGCUCCACAUGGAGGUUUCAGAGGGUCAACGUAUAUGACUACACCAAACGCUUCAACUUCCCCCGCGCACCUCCCCUCGACAUACACUGCCUUACUAUCCCUCGCAAUCCUCCGUGCGCCUUUGGAUCGACUGGAUAGAGCCGGCCUGGUAGCUUUCGUGAGGUCCUGUCAAUCACCCAAUGGAUCCUUCUCGCCCACGGCGGACUCCUAUACCCUUGGUGGCUUCCAGUCCGAUGCUAGGAUGGCAUACUGUGCUUGUGCAGUGUCAAAUAUGAUCGGGGACAUGUCGGGGAUUGAUGUACCGCUGUUGAGGCAAUGGAUAGAGAGCUGCCGGACGUGGGAGGGAGGCUAUGGAUCUCGGCCCGGGGUGAUCGAAGCUCAAGGAGGAACCACGUACUGCUCCCUCACUUCUCUUUCCCUCCUGGAUCAGGACUCUUCUCAUUCAACCUUGUCUCUCUCGUCGCUGGAUCAGCGGUCCCAAAACGACUCAACGAGAUGGCUCGUUUCCCGGCAAAUCGGGGGCUUUCAAGGCCGUCCUGGAAAACUAGAAGAUGUCUGCUAUUCGUUCUGGUGUGGUGGUGCUCUAAAUGUCCUCGGUCAUGGCAACCUCAUCAGCCACGCCGAGAACCAGGAUUUCCUCCUAUCAUCCCAAUCACCAUUCGGCGGCUUUGGUAAAGAGCCCGAAGACUACCCCGACCCGUUUCAUUCCUAUCUCGCCCUCGCCGCUCUUUCUUUAUCGAGUCUCGAGUCGUCGGUCGAGCAAGCAAGCUUAGGGUUGCGGGAGCUAGAUGUCAAGUGGAAUUGCAGCCGCGAGACAGCCAGGUAUCUAUUAGAAGAGAUCAGACGGAUCAAAUCAUAGCAUGUAUAUGGACCUCCAUGUAUAACAUUACGGGACAUACCCCUGC